Nyctereutes procyonoides (raccoon dog) is the source of this 1605-nucleotide messenger RNA. RefSeq names its product 4-hydroxyphenylpyruvate dioxygenase like (gene HPDL). The coding region runs from base 230 to 1429 and encodes 399 amino acids. Gene Ontology annotation, biological process: aromatic amino acid metabolic process. Gene Ontology annotation, molecular function: 4-hydroxyphenylpyruvate dioxygenase activity. The transcript has a single exon. Lineage: Eukaryota; Metazoa; Chordata; Mammalia; Carnivora; Canidae. The record is from RefSeq and is a predicted model, not a curated record.
CCCGGGUGGCCCCAGCGCAGCUGGGGGGGCGGGACGGCGUCCCCGGGAGAACCUGGGGCCCCUCAGGGCUGCGUCCGUGACUUCUCGGAAAAGAGCGAGGGACGCGCUCUGUGGGCAAAACUGGACUCCACAGGCUCCCGACGACAAAGCCGGACGGAGAGUCCGCGAGUCCUGAACACAGGUGAGCGGCCCGGGGGAAGGCCAAGCCAGGGUCACCAUCCCGGCCGCCAUGGCCGCGCACGCCGGUCGCCUGUGCCACGUUGCCUUCCACGUGCCCGCGGGGCAGCGCCUCGCCCGCGACCUGCGGCGGCUCUUCGGGUUCCAGCCCCUGGCGGUGCGGGAAGCAGAAGGCUGGCGGCAGCUGGCCCUGCGCAGCGGCGACGCGGUCUUCUUGGUGAACGAGGGCGCAGGGCCGCGGCAGCCGCUGUACGGCCUGGACCCGCGUCAUGCGGUGCCCAGCGCCACCAACCUGUGCUUCGACGUGGCGGAUGCGGGCGCCGCCGCCCGGGCGUUGGUCGCGCGGGGCUGCAGCGUGCCGGUGCCCCCGGUCAGCGUGAAGGAUGCGCAGGGCACAGCCACCUACGCCGUGGUCAGCUCGCCCGCCGGCAACCUCAGCCUGACACUCGUGGAGCGUGCCGGCUUCCGAGGGCCUUUCCUGCCAGGAUUCCAGUCCGUGCCCUCUGCAGCCGGCCCGGGCUGGGUCAGCCACGUGGACCACCUGACCCUUGCCUGCACCCCUGGCAGCUCCCCCACACUGAUGCGCUGGUUCCGCCACUGUCUAGGCUUCCGCCACCUGCCGCUGAGUCCAGAUGAGGAUCCCGAGGUGGGCCUCGAGGUGACAGCAGGAUCUGGGCGAGGGGGACUGAAGCUCACGGCCCUGCAGAGCCCACCGGGCAGUGCUGUCCCCACCCUCGUGCUGGCGGAGACCCUACCGGGGGCUUCUAGUGGACAGGACCAGGUGGAGCAGUUCCUGGCCCGGCACAGGGGACCAGGGAUGCAGCACGUGGGGCUGUACACGCCCAAUAUCGUAGAAGCCACUGAGGGGGUAGCAGUGGCUGGGGGCCAGCUCCUCGCCCCUCCUGAGGCGUACUACCAACAGCCCGGCAAGGAACGGCAGAUCCUAGCUGCAGGGCAUGAGCCUAGCCUGCUGGCCCGAUGGGGGAUCCUGCUGGAUGGCGAGGAUGGCAAGUUUCUGCUUCAGGUCUUCACCAAGUCUCUCUUUCCAGAGGACACUUUCUUUCUGGAGCUAAUUCAGAGGCAGGGGGCCACAGGUUUUGGCCAGGGCAACAUCCGGGCCCUGUGGCAGUCUGUGCAGGAGGAGCAAGCCGCCAGGGACCAGGAAGCCAGAAGGUGGGGGCUGGGUUCAGCCUCCCGUCCUGGAGCACAGGGCCGGCUGGAACUAAGAAACACCUGCACAGGCUGGGAGUGAAGGGCUUUGUCCCUACAGGCCAGGUGUGGCCGCCAUUUCUUCGGUACCUUCCAGAAUGUGAAGCUCUCACUAGGGUCCAAAGAGGUGGGAUUUUUUUUUUAACUAUGAAAUAUUCUUAUUAGUCUAUUACUUAUAUGCAAGAUAUAAAAAAUAAUAAAAGAAUUACAUAAUUAGGA